This is a messenger RNA of Sphaeroforma arctica JP610, 2954 nucleotides long. RefSeq lists its product as hypothetical. Bases 118 to 2829 code for a protein of 903 amino acids. Gene Ontology annotation, biological process: monoatomic ion transport. Gene Ontology annotation, cellular component: membrane. The record is from RefSeq and is a predicted model, not a curated record. NCBI's taxonomy places the organism in Eukaryota, Ichthyosporea, Ichthyophonida. The transcript has 16 exons. Gene Ontology annotation, molecular function: chloride:monoatomic cation symporter activity.
GGCUUACAAAACAAACGAGCGGAUGGCUUCCCUGCACGUGCCACCGUGCUGUGUUUACUGAUAGCACUACCUUUUGUGUUUGCGACAAAUCUGGACAUUGUGGCAACAAUCGUUACCAUGAUGUUUCUGCUGAGCUAUGCCACGGUUAACUUCACCUGCUUUCUCCUCUCCGUGUUGAAGAGUCCCUCGUGGCGGCCCGGUUUCAAAUACUACCACCCGUACAUCACCGCUCUCGCGGGGACGGUGUGCUGUUUCGCGUUGAUGUUUGCACUCAACUGGAUAGCUGCGCUGGUGUCAGUGGUGCUGUGUGUGCUGUUGGCCUUCUACAUCGAAUACCGCGUCAACACAGAGAUAUGGGGAUCAGGAUUACAGAGCAUGCAGCUACACCUGGCCACAAAGGCACUGAUCUCGAUGGAACAGCAGGAGGUGGUGUCUAAGUAUAUCAUGAUGUUGAAGCUUGCCGAGGCUCGGAAUGCUAGGGCGCGUGAUGCGGUAGGUAACAUCAUACUUGGAUCAGACAUGGACAUCCCAGCCCAAAUGCUAGGCAUAGUAGAGGAAGACAACAACAGCCAACGCAGGUCAUCGAUUAGAAGAACAAACACGAUGCUCAACCAACUCACGGGACUAGACAACUUCUUAGCACGACAACUGCACGAGAUACCAGACGACUUCAAGUACAACAGAACCAAAUCAUGGGUACCAAGGUUCCUAGUACUGGUGUCAAUGGACACGGCUGACGACUCACUCUCCUCGUUUGAGAAGACAUUGUUGUCCUUCCUGUAUAUGCUGGCUAAGGGUUCGGCUAAAGAUAUCUUCAUCAUGGUUGGUAAUGUCCUCAAAAGAGACUAUGGCUUACACACCCAGGAACGCUUCUUGGCCGCCAUGAGAAGAAAGGUAUUGCUGCAGGGUGCCAUGCAGGAUUCCAAGAUCAAUGGCUUAGCUGAAGUGGUUGUGGCCAAAGACACUGAAGUGGGCGCCAACAUUCUCAUACAAACAGCUGGCGUAGGUUCAUUGCGUCCCAACACCAUCAUUGCUGGUUGGCCUAGACUCAACACUCCGGCUAAGGCCAGCUACGUAGUCAGUCUGGUGUCUCUGACUCGCGCGUCGUCCCGUGCAUGCAUCUUCCUCAAACACGGUAACAGCUUCCCCGAGCCAUCGGAGAGGGUUACGGGUACAAUGGACCUGUGGUGGGUGCUGCAGGAGGGCGGUAUGCUAUUGCUGGUGUCCUUCCUCUUGACGCAGCACAAGUCCUGGAAGGGCUGUAAGCUGCGCCUGUUUACGGUGGCCGACGUCACCGCCAAUUCGGUUCUGAUUGAACAGCAGCUCAGAGCGUUUCUGCGAGAACUCAGAAUCAAAGCCGAGGUGAAAGUGAUCGAAAUUACUACCGAAGAACUCAAUCCCUUCACAAAUCAGAUGACUAUCGCCCGCAAUCAGAGCAAUGCUGCCGCCAUGCGGCUCAGAGGGAGGGGUGGUGCCUCAAUGUUCCCGUCGUGUGUGGAUCAGCUGACGGGUGUGCCAAUGGGAUCAUCGCCAUCAAGUGUCCCCAGUGGGCAGCAGAGUAGUUCAGGACAGCGAAGCGCAUACACUAAGAUUACGGGUGACACAGAUACUGCCGGGCCAUUGAAGCAGUCAAUAGAAGGCCUUUGGAAAGGCAUUAGUAUAGCGCCUCCAGAAGAAAGCAAGAGCCAAGGGUUUCUUCUGGGAGAUGACAGCGACGAUAGCACGUUGGAUGUAGACACGAGCAUUUCGGCCAAGCGCUACCAUAGUGCGGAUAUCACAGACAGCAACAAUGACAGUAGGAAACCUCAAUCGUACCUGGGCAAAACAACCCCGGGCUCCCGUUACCGUGUAAGUCCUGCGGAACAGAAGCGUAGCGAUGCAACGGACGACAAAAGUGAUACCAAGGGAGAGAGGCAGAGAUUGCAACCCAACACUCCACAGAUACAGACACAGACACGCUCAGAUAUAGAUAUACCUACACAAGCACAAACACAAGCACAGGCACCACCACACAAUACACAUACACACACUGACUCUAAGAGGACCGAGUACGGGAAAGACUCGUUGGAGGAGAUUGACCUGAAAACAAGCGAACGAAGGACGCAGAGAACAGACCACAUGGCAUCUGGCGAAUCAGACGCACAGGUAAUAAAAGACAAACGAAAGGAGAGUUUACGACUCAGCAUGUCGUCCGAGGCUCUGCUGGUAGGUAAGGACAUCACCACCGAACCCAUUGCCGAAGGAAUAGUACCACACUUCUACGACGCCAGCGCCAGUACACCCAACUCACCCGUACGCACCCGGGCCAACACCGUCACCAGCACAGACUCCAGCCACUCCAACACACACACACACGAUGCCACAGAGAACAGUCGUAAAAGCACUGCAUCGUACGACAACGCAAAGGGCUCUACCAGUCGCCUCAGGGCCUUUUCGCGACUAAGGAAAGCCGCCGAGUCUCUAGCUGCCCGGACCUCCAAGGGGUUCAGCACGAACAAGCUGGCAGAGGGUGAGCACAUACCGGAGGAAGGCGUCGAAGUGCCCAUGCGUGAAACCUCCCGGACAUCCCAAGAAAGUGGUAAGACCAGUAGCGACGGCAAACAAAAGAAGAACCUCUUCACCGCACCAGGGCUCAAACAGGCCAUGCACACAGAAAGCAGUAACGCUCGUCUGGUUAUUAUGAAUCUCCCGGUGCCGACGGACGAGUCCGCUAUCAAUCCCAGUGGCUAUCUCACACUAGUCAACGAACUCACCGAGGGGUUGCACAAUGUAGUGCUGGUGAAUGGAUUAACGGACGGCACAGAUGUCAUCAGCGUGUACCAGUCCUAAUUGAACAGAUUAAGGGUAAACCAGUCCUAAUAAAUUUUAAAAGAGUGCACCAGUCCUAAUUGAGCAGAUUAAGGGCGAACAAGUCCUAAUUAAACAGACUGUGCGUGUAGGUGUCCAAAUUUGAC